This is a messenger RNA of Lates calcarifer (barramundi perch), 4002 nucleotides long. RefSeq names its product cytohesin-3. Gene Ontology annotation, biological process: regulation of ARF protein signal transduction. The coding region runs from base 427 to 1611 and encodes 394 amino acids. The transcript is spliced from 13 exons. NCBI's taxonomy places the organism in Eukaryota, Metazoa, Chordata, Actinopteri, Centropomidae. The record is from RefSeq and is a predicted model, not a curated record. Gene Ontology annotation, molecular function: guanyl-nucleotide exchange factor activity.
CGGUUUGUGUGUCGGCCAACUUGACGCAGCCAUGUCAACUACUCUCCCGACACUGGUGGAGUGAAGGCGUAUUUGGAGGGAUAACGAUAACACACCCGGCCACAGUGGGCAAAAAGACACCGCCGCUGCUGCUGCUGCUGCCGCCACCACAGACACACACCGCUCACUGACUGACUGAGGGGAACCGGAGCGCUGCCUCGCGACUGUGAGGCGUAAAUGGCCACAACAUUUCCUAAAAAGAAGACGCUGCCAGUGAGACAACCUGUGUACGAAAUGCGCCCUGGAAAUUAGGCUUGCGCGCAUUUGCCGUAAAUAAAACCUUUUGUCGCCCGACGGAAGUUUCUGUGACAAUUUUUUUUCUUUUCUUUUCUUUCUUUCUUUCUUUCUUUUUUUUUUGGAAGGGAUUUUGAUUUAUCGGCUGCAGACAUGGACGAGGACAACCAAGUACCUGAGGACCUGUCUUUGGAGGAAAGAGAUGAGCUGUCGAACAUACGACGCAGGAAAAAGGAGCUUCUGGAUGAUAUUGAACGGCUGAAGUUUGAGAUUGCAGAGGUAAUGACUGAGAUUGAGCAGCUAACCUGCGUGGGGGAGAGCAAAACCACGCAAAGAAACAAACAGAUUGCCAUGGGGAGGAAGAAGUUCAACAUGGACCCUAAAAAGGGGAUCCAGUUUCUUUUGGAGAAUGAUCUUCUCCAGAACACCCCAGAGGACAUUGCACAGUUCCUCUACAAAGGCGAGGGGCUCAACAAAACAGUCAUCGGGGACUACUUAGGGGAACGGGAUGACUUUAACAUCAAGGUCCUCCAGGCGUUUGUGGAGCUUCAUGAGUUUGCUGACCUCAACCUCGUACAAGCCUUAAGGCAGUUUCUGUGGAGCUUCAGACUUCCUGGCGAAGCCCAGAAGAUUGAUCGUAUGAUGGAGGCGUUUGCCUCCAGGUACUGCCAAUGCAAUCCUGGCGUCUUCCAGUCCACAGAUACCUGCUAUGUCCUAUCAUUUGCCAUCAUUAUGCUGAACACCAGCCUGCACAAUCCCAACGUCAGAGACAAGCCCCCCGUGGAGCGCUUCAUCUCCAUGAACAGAGGGAUCAAUGAGGGGGGAGACCUCCCAGAGGAGCUACUCAGGAAUCUAUACGACAGCAUCAAGAGCGAACCCUUUAAGAUCCCAGAGGAUGAUGGGAAUGACCUGACGCACACGUUCUUCAACCCAGACAGAGAGGGCUGGCUGCUCAAAUUAGGGGGCCGAGUGAAAACCUGGAAGAGAAGGUGGUUCAUUCUGACGGACAACUGCCUCUACUACUUCGAAUACACAACAGACAAGGAGCCUCGUGGGAUCAUCCCGCUGGAGAAUCUCAGCAUCAGGGAGGUGGAGGAGCCCAGGAAACCUAACUGUUUUGAGCUCUACAACCCCAAUCACAAGGGCCAGGUGAUCAAAGCCUGCAAGACAGAAGCAGAUGGGCGGGUUGUUGAGGGCAACCAUGUGGUGUACAGGAUAUCAGCACCCACACCGGAGGAGAAGGAAGAGUGGAUUAAAUCUAUCAAGGCCAGCAUUAGCAGAGACCCCUUCUACGACAUGCUGGCCACCAGGAAGAGACGCAUCGCUAACAAGAAGUGAAGCGGGACAAUCUUCUCAACCCCCAGCCCCUCCAUCUUUCUCUCCUUCAGUUCAUAAACACAUAAACCACACACUGCAAAGCUGGUUCACCACAGAAGUGACUGUCAACUUUCAGAAAAGACUUUGACUGAUGACAAACCUCAGUUUCUCCCCUGGACUGUCCACAAGUCUGUGCACUUGUUGGGGAGACGUCACACACUACCAAGGGGACAACAGAGCUCCAGGAAACUCAUAUGUGGACUAGAUUCAUGUAUGGAGCGGCACAUGAACAACCAACCAAUCAGUUUGUUUUUUCUCUAUCUCAUACACACCCCCCUACCUCCCCCUCUCAUGGUCAUUACAUGGUUCCAGGUCUCCCUAAAGCACAACUGCCAUGUUUCAGGUGCACAUGCAUGCAUGUGAGUUGUUAUAGACCAAUAUGUUUGUGUUUGUGUGUGUGUGUAUGUGUGCGUAUGCAGUAGUGUGCAUGCUAUCAGUGCACACAGCUUCUGCAGUGUGGGUGCGUAAGAGCUACAAGUGUUCCCUCCACUGUGCUUUAUGAAAAAGUUGUAAUGAUUCAAAAUCAGAGUUCAGAUGUGCGGUCAGCUACAUUGGGCACAACUGUUUAAAUAUAAUGGUGAAUAUGGAUGUUUGGGGAAAGAGGAAGAGACAGAUGGACAGAGGGAGGAGUCUUGGGGAGGUGGUGGGUGAAUCAGUGCAGUAUAACCUCACCUGAACCAUGUUGUCAUCUCACUCUGGUGCUGAAUUCUUCUCUCCAGGUGCCAUGGCUGAAGACCUGCUCAGAGUAACCUCAGAAUACAGUGCUGGCUUACAUUUAGGUUCCUAACAAAGCAUUGCAGUCUUGAGUCAGCUGGGCUGAUUUCAUUUGUUUGUGUGGAGCAGAGAAUUUUGAAAUGUGCAUACUUUUUUAUUUUAGUUGUAGUAAAGGUGCUUUUGCUGAAGCUUGAGAUGAAACUUACUUUUUGGGCUUCUUAAGUUGUAAUCCUAAAGAUUGUGGUCCUGGCUGAUUUGGCUACACCCUUGAUUUACUGGUGGUGACAGCAAGCGUGACUUAAUACUGUAGCAAACACUCAGACAAACACAGAAGAGCAACUAGUUAGUGCAGCCAAGUCUGUUACAGCAAGUAGUAACUAGAGCUACUUACCUUGCUGAGGAAUCACCUGGAGCUCAGUGCAGGCUGAUCCAUCUUUUUCCAUUACACCAUCUGUAAAAUUGAAAAUGAUCUGUUGCUGAACCUGCUGAAGAUCAAACUAAAACAAGAAACACAUGCUUGAAUUUGUCCAUCAUAUGUGCUUCAGUAGAAUGAAUGCGGUAAUGGGGCAAAUAUUCGUAGGAUGGUAGUGAAAUGUGACCAUACCUUAACAAUGCAUGUGAGGGUAACUCAAAUCCAGCGGAUGAAUGGCAGACUCCACUCCACUAAUACAGAGAGGCAAUAGCAGAAUGUAAAUACAUUGAGUGGUUAUUGCAAAUGAAAUGCUGACCCUAAAUGGAAUCAAAAAUGGGGUCUGAUUUCGUGACAAUCUUAGGAAUUAUAACUUUGAAAGCACUUUUCAUUUGAGAAAGUCCUUUCAGUCCAAUGGGUAACUUUUAUUUCUGACUGUGCAUUGGCCCUAGAGGGUACCAGUCCAAUUAAGCUUUUUUUUUCUUGUCUAUGGCCUAUGUCAGUGAAGGUCGAUGUAUUGUUGUGAUCCUGUUUGCAUUUGGUUUGUAAUCCUAAAGAUACUUGCUUGCUUUUGUGUUCCUCUUAUAAACUAUAUAUAUAAUAACCACCUAUCAUUUUGUAUUUAUUUUCAUUUGUGAAAUGGUUUAGUACUACCUGUAAAUGUUAAACAACGUAUGCUUAAGUUAUGUAUGUACAUAUAAUGUAUAGGUUUCCGGUCUCUUUGUUGUAGUAUGCACACUCUGUGUAAUGUUGCUUGAGCCGACUGGCAGAAAUUUGCAUCAGCUGAAGUUUGGGGUCUUCUUUACAAAAGCCUUAAACAUAAUCAUAAGAAAAUAUAUAAUAAUGAUGAUGAGAAUAUUGUUCAAUAACUGUGACGAUGCUGUUAAAAAGCCAUGACUGAUGAGUGAGAAAGAUGGUUGUAUUUAUGAUAAUGAUGAAAUAGAUUACAGUGAAAAUGAUGUUUGAUUUUAAUAAUGAUGAUUCUAGUAAAGUAAUAUCAGUGUUGAUGAUGAUGAGAAUAUCAUUGAUGAUGAUGUCAAAAACUAUAAAACAUCAGUAGUUUUCUAUGUGAUUGUAAAAUAAAAUGAAAGCCUUGUGGUCAGGGCAGAAUAUUAUCUUCUACCGCCCUGUGUGGGCUUAUAGUUACAUUAACUUUUAUAUUCUCUGUAAAAGCUAUUGGUCACGUUGUACAUUACGUGUAUCUACAUAAAGUAUACAUAACGCUUACA